ACUGAUAAUUCAAAAUGAAAGAUAUCAACACAAAAUCUCUGAAGCAGGAGCUAAACAGCAUCCAAGGGGCCCACCAGCAUAUUAUAAAAUUUGUAGAUGAUACCAUCGAGAGCAUUGAGCAAGCCAAGUCCUGGCCACAGUCAGCCACAGCCCUCAACGCGCGCAACUUGAAGCUGAGCAAAGAUCAUCAGGAAGCACAGCUGGAAGAACAAGCGCUCCAAAUGCGCAUAGAUUCAUUGGGUAAGGAAAGAAAUGUGGAGGACGCCUUCGCCUGCAUAGUGAAGAACCUCCAUAACCUUGGCUGCACCUUAAUGCCCAUACGAGACGCGGACUGCAAGACUCUCUAUAUGUUCGAUUUUGGCGGCAAUCGAUCUGUGACAGUUCAGUGCAAUGGCGGUCAUAUCAACCUAAUUGACAUGAGUCCUCGUCGAAAGAACUUUACCGAGAUAAAAAUGUUUCUCAACCAAAGCCAGGACCUGAUGGGCCUGAUCACCACCUUGGGGAUGGACGACCAGUAGAAAAGUUUGUGGUAGUGCGGUUAAUUUCGAAUUGUUUAUAAAUACAUAUGUAAAAUAUA
Messenger RNA from Drosophila persimilis, 577 nucleotides. RefSeq lists its product as uncharacterized. Bases 15 to 518 code for a protein of 167 amino acids. Lineage: Eukaryota; Metazoa; Arthropoda; Insecta; Diptera; Drosophilidae. The transcript has 2 exons. The record is from RefSeq and is a predicted model, not a curated record.